GACUCGACCAGUUGCUAGCCCGCACUCCCAACCCAACUGCAGGCUAGCGAGGGCAGAAGGUCCGAUGGCCCAGGGUUCCGGCACUUGCUAGUGGUUCAGCAGCCGGACACUCGCGGGCUCCCUGACCUUUGGGAAGGCCGCCCUGGCCGCCCACGGCUCUGCCCAUGGCAUUCACCGAGCUCCUGGAGCGAGCAGGGGGAGUGGGCCUCUUCCAGGCCCUGCAGGUCUUCACUCUCCUCCUUCCCUCCAUGUUGGUGCCCUCCCAACUGCUGAUGGAGAACUUCUCGGCCGCCGUGCCCAGCCACCGAUGCUGGGUACCCCUCCUGGACAACAGCACUGCCCAGGCCAGUGUCCCCGGGGCCCUGGGCCCCAAGGACCUCCUGACCGUCUCCAUCCCCCCGGGCCCCGACCACGAGCCCCAUCGGUGUCGCCGCUUCCGCCAACCACAGUGGCAGCUCCUGGACCCCAACGCCACGGCCACCAACUGGAGCGAGGCUGCCACAGAGCCGUGCAUGGACGGCUGGGUCUACGACCGCAGCACCUUCCCCUCCACCAUCGUGGCCAAGGAACAAAACAGAAGCACAGUGAGGGAAAUAAGUUGCCCAGGACCCACGGCUCCAACACUCCAGCGCCCGGCUCAGCCCAGACCGCCAGGAGCCGGAAGAUGGGUCUCCAUCACAUCCUGUCCUGCCGCUACGAAGGAGAAAAGCAGGUCCUGUGAGCAAGGAGGAGAGGCAGGUGGGGAAGGCCUCUCAGGAGGUGAGACCUGGAUUAGGAGACAAGGUCACGUGAAGGUGCGGAGAGAGCCCAGUGGGAACAGAAGUCCAGGUCUGGGGUGUUGAAGGAGCAGAAGGAGGCCUAGUGUGUCUGGGCACAAGGGGUCAGGGGCCGGCACAACGCAAAGAAGGUGGGUGAGGUGCACUUUCUUCAAGUGCAAAAGAAAGUCACUGGAGGCUUUGGGGCAAGGAAGUGAGGUGAUCUGCUUUGCAUUUUCCAGUUAUCAUUUUGCCUUGUGGGGACAGGGGGCUCCUGCUUCCGUGGGCCUGGCGAGAGAGGCGGAAAUGGAACGAAGGUGUCAGGUCUUGGUGGAGGGUUGCCUGGUGGGGGGUGUUCAGGUCAUGGAUGCCCAGACCCGGGCAGGAGGCACUCAAAAAUUAUGGUGGCACGUGCUCAGCACUCUCUGCUCAUCCCGGCAGCCCUGUGAGGGAAGCAGCUGCAGGGCCCCCCUUCUGGGUGAGAAACCGGGCUCAGCACAUACAGGAACCACCCCUGGGCUCACCCAGCGAGCGAUCCACAGAGUUAGAACGCCAGCCUGUGGUUCAGUCCCCGCGCUCCGCUGCCCACCUCCGUCCACUCGGAGUGGCCGAGUCCCGUGUGUGCCACGCAGCUAGCUGGGAGGACAGAGCUGAACCCGCCCCCCGCCCCAGCCCAGCACACCCCUUCCACCUCUGUCGCCUGGCCUGAGAGACCCCCCAGGACCCAGGCUGACCAGGGUGUGCAUCCCCUGAGCCCAGCUGCCGUGCCCACCCUCUCUUCCAGUGGGACCUAGUGUGUGACUACCAGGGCCUGAAACCCCUGGGCCAGUCCAUCUACAUGGCCGGCGUCCUGCUGGGGUCCAUCUCCUGGGGCCUCCUCUCUGACCGGUGAGUAUCUCCUCUCCCCCUCGACUCCUCCUCGACAGAACGAGCGCCAUGGGGACAGAAGUACAGAAAUGGCCCAUGAAUGUCCCCAGGGAGCAGUAUCAGCCUAGAAGCCCACACCAGCUUAAGCCACUCUGUGCGAGAUCCCCUCAAACACAGCGCUCUCUCCUCUGGUGACACCAACCGUCCAGAGCACCUGUGUGCGAGGCGCUGUAGAGCCCCUGCCCUCAGGGAGCCCAUAGUCUUCUGCGGAGAAAUAGACCGCUCUUUCUUCUUCGUCGUCAUCGUCGUCUUCUUCAUUUUUUAAAAAAGAUUUUAUUUAUUUGUUUGU
Messenger RNA from Leptonychotes weddellii (Weddell seal), 1971 nucleotides. Lineage: Eukaryota; Metazoa; Chordata; Mammalia; Carnivora; Phocidae. The record is from RefSeq and is a predicted model, not a curated record.